Messenger RNA from Varanus komodoensis (Komodo dragon), 2846 nucleotides. RefSeq names its product minichromosome maintenance complex component 6 (gene MCM6). Gene Ontology annotation, molecular function: single-stranded 3'-5' DNA helicase activity; ATP binding; single-stranded DNA binding. Lineage: Eukaryota; Metazoa; Chordata; Lepidosauria; Squamata; Varanidae. The transcript is spliced from 17 exons. Gene Ontology annotation, biological process: double-strand break repair via break-induced replication; mitotic DNA replication; DNA replication initiation. The coding region runs from base 16 to 2490 and encodes 824 amino acids. Gene Ontology annotation, cellular component: MCM complex; nucleus. The record is from RefSeq and is a predicted model, not a curated record.
CGCAGGGGAGACGCGAUGGACCUGGCGGCGGCGGGCGACGCCGGCUUGGCGGCGGCGGCGGGCGCGCUCAGGCAGAUCCGCGAUGAAGUGGCCGAGAAGUGCCAGAAGCUGUUCCAGGACUUUCUCGAAGAAUUUCAGAACAGCGAUGGAGAAAUUAAAUAUUUGCGAGAUGCAGAGGAGCUGAUCCGCCCAGAGAGAAACACAUUAACUGUAAGCUUCAUAGAUCUGGAGCAGUUUAAUCAGCAGCUUGCUACCACAGUCCAAGAAGAGUUUUAUCGAGUCUAUCCUUUCUUGUGUCGAGCUGUAAAAGCUUUUGCCAGAGAUCAUGGAAACACUGUUCCCAACAAGGACUUCUACGUUGCUUUCCAAGACCUGCCUACAAGGCACAAAAUCCGAGAAAUGACCUCAGCUCGAAUUGGAUCCCUCAUGCGCAUUAGUGGGCAGGUGGUCCGAACCCACCCAGUUCACCCUGAACUUGUAAGUGGAACCUUCCUCUGCCUGGAUUGCCAAACAGUAAUAAAAGAUGUGGAGCAGCAGUUCAAGUAUACACAGCCGAACAUCUGCAGAAAUCCAGUCUGUGCCAAUAGGAGACGGUUCCUCCUUGACACCAACAAAUCCCGAUUUGUUGACUUUCAAAAGGUUCGUAUUCAGGAGACACAGGCCGAGUUGCCCCGAGGGAGCAUUCCUCGCAGUGUCGAAGUGAUCUUGCGUGCAGAAGCUGUAGAAUCAGCGCAGGCCGGUGACAAGUGUGACUUCACAGGAUCGCUCAUUGUUGUGCCUGAUGUAGCCCAGCUCUCCACCCCAGGUGUAAGGGCAGAAACUGGUUCUCGAGUGAGUGGGAAAGAAGGCUAUGAAACUGAAGGUAUCAGAGGACUCCGUGCGCUUGGGGUCAGAGAGUUAUCCUACAAAUUGGUCUUUCUGGCAUGUUACGUUGCACCAACAAACCCAAGGUUUGGUGGAAAGGAACUCCGAGAUGAAGAACAAACUGCAGAAAGCAUUAAAAACCAGAUGUCUGUGAAAGAGUGGGAAAAAGUAUUUGAAAUGAGCCAGGAUAAAAACCUUUAUCACAACCUUUGUACCAGUCUCUUCCCUACCAUACAUGGUAAUGACGAAGUGAAACGAGGGAUUCUACUCAUGCUGUUUGGUGGAGUUCCUAAAACAACAGGAGAAGGCACUUCAUUGCGUGGCGACAUCAACGUCUGUAUCGUCGGGGAUCCAAGUACCUCCAAGAGUCAGUUUCUUAAGCAUGUGGAGGAAUUCAGCCCCCGAGCUGUAUAUACCAGCGGAAAGGCCUCCAGUGCGGCUGGCUUAACAGCUGCUGUCGUGAAAGAUGAAGAGUCCUAUGAAUUUGUCAUUGAAGCUGGAGCUCUAAUGUUGGCAGAUAAUGGAGUGUGUUGCAUUGAUGAAUUUGACAAAAUGGAUAUGAGAGAUCAAGUUGCCAUUCACGAAGCAAUGGAACAACAGACUAUAUCCAUUACUAAAGCAGGAGUCAAGGCUACAUUGAAUGCCAGAACCUCUAUUUUGGCAGCAGCUAACCCGGUUGGUGGACAUUAUGACAGAGCAAAGUCUUUGAAACAGAACAUAAACCUAUCAGCCCCCAUCAUGUCUAGAUUUGAUCUCUUCUUCAUUCUUGUGGAUGAAUGCAAUGAGGUUACAGAUUAUGCCAUUGCAAGGCGCAUUGUGGAUCUUCAUUCUAGAAUAGAAGAAUCCAUUGAUCGUAUUUACACGUUGGAUGAUAUCCGAAGGUACCUUCUCUUUGCCAGACAAUUUAAACCCAAGAUUUCUAAAGAGUCAGAAGAUUUUAUAGUUGCGCAGUAUAAGCGCUUACGCCAGAGGGAUGGCUCUGGCAUUACAAAAUCCUCAUGGAGAAUCACAGUACGACAGCUGGAGAGCAUGAUUCGACUGUCGGAAGCCAUGGCCCGGAUGCACUGCUGUGAUGAGGUUCAUCCAAAACAUGUGAAGGAAGCUUUCAGGUUAUUGAACAAAUCUAUCAUCCGAGUUGAAACUCCAGACAUCAAUUUAGAGCAAGAUGAAGAACAACCUAUGGAAGAGCCUGAGGCCCAGGACGGAGUCGUUGGCGAUGGAGAAACCGUGAAUGGCUUGGUGAAUGGUGGCGACGGGCACACAGAAGGCUUGAGCAAAGAUUCGGUGCCGAAGCCUUCCCUGAGGCUCAGUUUCCCUGAAUACCGCAAGAUCUCCAACCUCAUUGUGAUGCACUUAAGGAAAUCUGAAGAUGAAGAUGAUGAUUCCUCCUUAAAAAAGAGUGAGAUUAUCAACUGGUACUUAAAGGAAAUUGAAUCAGAAAUAGAUUCUGAAGAAGAACUCAUCAAUAAAAAGAAAAUAAUAGAAAAAGUUAUCCAUCGUCUUACACACUAUGACCACAUUUUAAUUGAGCUCACCCAGACAGGAUUGAAAGACUCAACAGAAGGACAGAGUUUUGAUGAAGACCCUUAUCUCGUCGUUAAUCCUAACUACCUGCUAGAAGACUAGGGAUUAGAAGCAGUGCUACAGGAUCAGCAUAUCCAUUUUCCUGCUGGGGCCUCUUGCCAGAGUUGCUAUCAGCAUCGCCACUGUACAUAGCCGGCUCACCCCAGAGAGCUUUGUCACAGAAUUCAUCCACCUUGUCUUUGUAAUAAUCUUUUUAUAGAGAUAAGUGUCUACAUUCUUCCCAGACAAGGGAGUCAUGCAACUUUUAAAGCAGUUUAAAAAGAAGCUGACUUAUCUUAAUGCUUCUUCUGUAUUUUACUUAGGAGAACGUCUUGCACAAUUCUUCAAUAGCAUGAACUUAUCUGUAGAUUCCCCCACCCUUCACCACCUUUGUGCUAAAUAAAGACUUGUCUAUAUAA